CUAAUAAAAAUUAAACAAAAAUUAGGAAAAACGCAACCCUUUGUAGUCUGAAUCUACCAUAUCACCCAUUGGCUUCAAUCUUUACCUACAUAUCUUCUUCUGUAGAUUAAAGAGCUCCACAGCCUCUCUUUCUCUCUCCCCCUUCUAAGUUCUAACUGAUUCACACACCAUCCUUUCUAUUUUUAGAUUCGCACACCAUCCUUUCUAUUUUUAGCAAAGCAAACUCCUAAAUUUCCUGAAACAGAGAAUCCCUAACAAUUCCCCCACUUUAUUUUUGUUGUUGUUGCAUCAAUUAGCUUAUCUAUUGCUGCUCCCUUUAUAAGCAGAAGAGGUAUAUGUCAGUUUCCUUGGAAAUAAUACCCAGCAAGUCCAAUGACUUGGGUUAGGGUCUUCUAUAAGUUCCCUAUUCAUUUUCUGCUAAUUAUCCCUAUGCCUGAGUUCCGUGUUCGAAUCUGGGCGUCCUUUCUGUUCUCUGUUCAGAAUUUGACUGCGUUUUGGGUUUCUUUGAAUUUCCUUCCAUGUUAACGGUGAGGCGUGGAAUAUUUCAGAUCUAGGAUUCAAUAGUUUGGCAAAUUUGGAAGAUAAUCGAGACAACGGUGAGUUGCUGGGGUGUAGAUGAACUUGAUGUUAAGAUAUUGUUUUCUUGGACUGCUACUGUGGGGGGAUUUUAGGGAGAGAAAGUUCAAUUUGACACUGCUGAGGGUUCUCUAGCAUUUCACUAUUUGGUUUCCUUUGAAAAUUUUAUAAGUGGAGCUGGAAGAGGAGAAGGGUAUAGGUUACUUUGAGAUGGAAGGGGAUGAAGUCUCAUUGGAUGGUACAAAGUGUUCAACUCCUGAUGAUUCAUUUAAUGUCAGUGCUAUGGACAUCAUGAAUUUUGAUGCAUAUGCUGGAUGGUGCAAUAGUCCUGCUACCAUGGAUCAAAUGCUUGCCUCCUUUGCAUUUUCACCCCUUACUCCAAUGGGAUAUACACAAUUUGAUGGAUUAAAUUAUACAGAACACAGCAAUGGAACUUUUCCUAUGAUGGAUGCUGCUGAUACCAUUGGAAGUUCAGAGGGUGGAGGGGAGAAGAUCAAUUUUCAACAGAAUGACCAGUUAAACUCGUUAGUUAGUUCUACGGAUGUGAAUGAUUCGGUUGCUAAUGCAAAGAAGAAUCAAGGCCAGAACUGUGUUGUGGAUUUUGGAAGUCCUAUGAUCCUAAAAUCACCUUCUGAACCACUUGCUGAGAAAAUGCUUACAGCAUUGGGAUUAUUCAAAGGGUCAUCUGGAGGAGGCAUCUUGGCCCAAGUUUGGUUUCCAAUGAAAGAGGGUGAUAAGUUCUUCUUAAGCACUUAUGAACAGCCGUAUCUACUUGACCAUGUGCUUGCUGGGUAUCGUGAAGUGUCAAGAAAGUUCACGUUUGAUGCCGAGACCAAACCAGGUUCUGUCCUGGGACUUCCUGGCCGCGUAUUCUCUUCAAGGAUUCCAGAAUGGACUUCAAAUAUUGCAUACUAUAGAGAGACUGAAUAUUUGCGCAUACAUCAUGCUGUUAGCCAUGAAGUCCGUGGCUCUAUUGCGUUGCCAGUUUUUGAGGAUGAUCAAGUUGAAACACCAUGUUGUGCUGUACUUGAAGUUGUCACUGUGAAGGAGAAACCUGAUUUUGAUUCUGAGAUAGAAAAAGUGUGCCGUGCACUUCAGGCAGUGAAUUUGAGGAGCAUUGCACCUCCAAGUCUCUCUCCUCAGUGUCUCUCAACAAAUCAAAAAGCUGCUUUAGCAGAAAUAACCGAUGUUUUGCGAGCUGUAUGUCAUGCACAUCGUUUGCCGCUUGCUCUCACAUGGAUUCCUUGUAGUUAUGUGCGAGGAGACAGUGAUGACAUUAGAAGAGUGCUUUUCAAAGGAUGCAUUGAAAAUUCAAUUGAAAAAUGCGUACUUUGCAUUGAGAGUACCGCUUGUUAUAUCAGUGACAAGGAGAUGGUAGGAUUUGUGCAUGCCUGCACAGAACAUUACCUGGAGGAAGGACAAGGAAUUGUUGGGAAAGCUCUUCAGUCCAAUCACCCGUUUUUUUACCCUGAUGUGAAGGAAUACCACAUUAGCGAGUAUCCACUUGCUCAUCAUGCACGGAAAUUUGGCCUAAAUGCUGCUGUGGCCAUUAGGUUACGGAGCACUUUUACUGGGAAUGCCGACUAUAUUUUGGAGUUCUUUCUUCCUGUCAAUAUGAAGGGAAGCACUGAACAACAGCUUCUUUUAAAUAACCUCUCUGGUACCAUGCAAAGGAUUUGUAAGACCUUGAGGACAGUGUCUGAUGCAGAAUUGAAGGGGGGAGACGGUUCUAAGUUUGGACUACAGAACGCAUCAAAUGCAUCGGUUCCAAACUUACCACCGUUUACCUUGUCAAGAAGGAACUCUCAGCAUUCAUUGCUAGAUAGUGCCUUGGAUCCUACUGAUGAGGUGCAUUUAAAUGUAUCUGGUUCAGAGAGUUCUGGAACGGGUGCCGAUGGUACUCAUCAAGAGAAAACUGGACCGAGAAGGCAGAUGGAGAAAAAGCGAAGUACGGCAGAGAAGCAUGUUAGCUUAAGCGUUCUUCAACAGUACUUCUCCGGGAGUCUCAAGGAUGCUGCUAAAGCCAUUGGUGUGUGUCCAACAACAUUGAAACGGAUAUGUAGACAACAUGGUAUUUCAAGAUGGCCAUCCCGCAAGAUAAACAAAGUGAAUCGCUCUUUGAAGAAAAUACAAACUGUACUUGAAUCUGUCCAAGGGGUGGAAGGAGGAUUAAAAUUUGAUCCCACCACUGGAGGGCUUUUGGCUGCUGGCUCUAUCAUUCAAGACUUUGACACCCAGAAAAGUGCGCUCUUCCCCUGCAAAGACGUUUCCAAAGAUAAGGAUUCACUUAUCCAGGAUGCGGGACAACCCGCUUCCUGCUUUGAUGGCGGGAGUCCUAUAAUAAAAAUGGAAGAGGAUUGUCCGAAUCUUCUUAGGCCAAGCUCUUAUAAGGGAGAACAUAAAUCUACCCUAGACUGCUAUGACUCCAAAUUGGCUGCCCUAGAUGCAGGUCCAUCGUGGCCUGCUAGUAUGAACAACAUACCAUGGACUGGUUCAGGAAAUGCCGCCUUAGAUUCUUCACUCAUUAAAGGAAGCAGUAGUAGAUGGGGGUUAAAUAAUAGUAACCUCAAGUCGGAGAAUUCCGACUCCCGUUUUGUUUCUCAAUGGUCAAGCUCCAUGGUUGUUGGCGAUGAAACAGAGGCAAAGAUGAAAAGUGCCAAUCAAGUUGCGGGAGAUGAUGGGGUUGGAGAGCAUAACCAACCCACAUCAUCGAGCAUGACGGACUCAUCAAACGGAUCCGGGUCAAUGAUGAAUGGCAGCUCCUCGAGUUCCCCAAGCUUUGGUGAACCGAAGCACUUGAAAACUGAAGUGAGCUGCGAGGACAGUGGUUCCAAAAUGACCGUAAAAGCUACAUACAAAGAAGACACAGUCCGUUUUAAAUUCGAUACCUCUGCAGGGUGUUCCCGACUCUACGAAGAGGUUGCGAGGCGGUUUCAGCUGCAGAACGGGACGUUCCAGCUCAAGUAUCUUGACGACGAAGAGGAAUGGGUGAUGUUGGUAAGUGAUGCUGAUUUGCAGGAGUGUAUCGAGAUCUUGGAUUUCCUAGGCACUCGGACCGUAAAAUUCCUUGUCCGCGAUGCAUCCUGUGCCAUGGGUAGCUCUGGAAGCAGCAAUUGCUUUUUGACAACUACUUAAAUUCUAUAGCAGAUAGUAUCUGGGAGGGAAGAUUCUCCUUUGGAUGCUCGGAAAACGGGGAUUCUCCAAGAUCAUCAGGUAUUCUUUUGUUGAUGCAUUUUGCAGCUGUAGACCUUGGACUGAAAAUUCAUCUGGUUUUGUUUGUGGAAACCAUUUGAUGGGUGGAUAUGAUGUAUAGAAAGCAUCUGAAUAAAAUUCAAAGAAAGAAAAAAAAAAAAAGUGGUUUAGUCUAUCUGUUUCUAUGGAAAAAAUAUGGUAGAACUAUACAAGUUGUUUAGGUAGCUCUAUUAGAGUUUUAAAGUGUGUGGUGGUUGUAAAUAUGUAGUUCAGUUCAAGCAGGAUAGUUAAAGUAUUAAUUAGCAUGUAAAAUGCCUUCUAUCAACAUAUAAACUACCUUCUUUUUCUGGGGUUCAUUCAUUUAAUAUACUUCAUCUCAUUUUUCUAUGUU
This is a messenger RNA of Ipomoea nil (Japanese morning glory), 4159 nucleotides long. Its product is annotated as protein NLP9-like. The transcript is spliced from 7 exons. Gene Ontology annotation, molecular function: protein binding; DNA-binding transcription factor activity. The coding region runs from base 787 to 3711 and encodes 974 amino acids. The record is from RefSeq and is a predicted model, not a curated record. NCBI's taxonomy places the organism in Eukaryota, Viridiplantae, Streptophyta, Magnoliopsida, Solanales, Convolvulaceae.